UAAUGGACGUCCGAAAAAUGGUGUAUAAAGGUGAAAUCACACGAAGGCAUUGAAAAGUGACGUUUAUGAAAACGAGGUUUAAUAUCUUUGUCCACAAAUUUUUUUUACAAAUGGCGACCGCACUAGGAACUGUCGGCUGGGAAGAUCUUCGUAAACAAGCACGACAUGUGGAAAAUGAAAUUGAUGCAAAAUUGGUAGCUUUUAGUAAAUUAGGAGUAAAUACAGCGUCAAGUCAUGCAAGUAGUGAUACAGUUCCAUUAUUGGAUGAAGAACAUGUUUUUGAAAAUAUGUCAACAGAGAUUGAAAAUCUUUUGUCCAAGUUGAAGUCAUUAAAUGACAGAAUGAGUGAAAUUCAACCAAAUGGAGCCGCAAUGUUACAUACAAUGCAAAGACACAGGGAUAUUUUAAAAGAUUAUAAAUUGGAAUUCAAUAAAAUACGAAAUAAUUUUGUGGCAAGAAAAGAUCGCGAAGAUCUUUUGGGUGAUAUACACAAAGAAAUUGACAAUUACAAAUCUGGUGGAUUGAAUCGCAGAGAUAUGUAUCUUAAAGAAAGUCAACAUUUGCACAAUUCCGAUCGAAUGAUAAACGAUCAGAUCAGUAUUGCAAUUGAAACACGGGAUAAUUUAAUGUCCCAACGUCAUACAUUUAAACGAUUUCAAACAAGAUUCAAUGAUAUUUCUAAUCGUUUCCCAGCAGUGAGCAGUUUAAUACAAAGGAUACAUUUACGUAAACGAAGGGAUUCUGUGAUUCUUGGUCUUGUUAUUGGAUUUUGCACAUUUUUAAUGCUUCUUUAUGCUUUCCAUUAAGAAAACAAAAAAAAAAAUGAACGAAAACAAAAGCUCUUCCCUAUUUUCAACCAAAGUGAAAUAAAUUUUUAAUUAUCGGGCUAUGGAUUCUAUACUUGUUCUUUCGAGUUAAAAGUUCAUUCUUCAUGACCUAGAUGUAUGAAUUUUUUUUAAAUGUACACGAGAAGAAAGAAAUUUAUAUAUAUAUAUAGAAAAAAAAACUAGUGGGAAUGAUGCAAGACUGCAAAAAAAAAAAAAAAAAAAAAAAUGAAUUGUACAGAUUUUUUACUCUCUGUAGAUAGAAUGUGGAACGUCUUUAAUAAUCCACGAUUGUUGACUAAUUAAAAAAAUAAAUUAUAACACAUCUAUGAAA
Molecule: messenger RNA, 1158 nt
Organism: Leptopilina boulardi
Lineage: Eukaryota; Metazoa; Arthropoda; Insecta; Hymenoptera; Figitidae
Gene: Gos28
Product: Golgi SNAP receptor complex member 1
Exons: 5
Coding region: 66-806 (246 amino acids)
Biological process (GO): endoplasmic reticulum to Golgi vesicle-mediated transport; vesicle fusion
Cellular component (GO): cis-Golgi network; SNARE complex; Golgi medial cisterna
Molecular function (GO): SNAP receptor activity
Source: RefSeq, a predicted model, not a curated record